Molecule: messenger RNA, 1161 nt
Organism: Dovyalis caffra
Lineage: Eukaryota; Viridiplantae; Streptophyta; Magnoliopsida; Malpighiales; Salicaceae
Source: the annotation of a GenBank genome assembly
AUGGAAAUUGUGUGGCAAACACCAGCCAAUCCUCCUGAGAAACGCGAUUACAUCUUUCGUGACGGGAGGCGCCACGUCAAACCUUACUACUUCGAGUUUAUCUCCCAUGUAAAAAACCGGUGGGCGGGGAAGACGAUAGUGGAUUUAUUUGCGGAAGAAUUCAAAGGCAGACCUUACGAAUAUUAUGUUGGUGCUGUUAAUUGUGGACGGAUACAAGUUGAUGGAGAGAUGGUUCCUGUUUCGUAUAUAGUUAAAUCGUCACAAAAGAUAAGCCAUUUCUUGCACAGGCAUGAACCGCCGGUGAUGGCCUGGGAUGUUCCUAUUCUUCAUAAAGAAGAUGAUGUUGUAACUGUUUGGAAGCCAGCAACUGUACCUUCUGUUUAUUGCUAUUUUGUGGCUUUGUUUGGUUCUAAGGUGCAUCCAUGUGGUCAAUAUCGCAAGAAUACUGUUGUUGGCAUUCUCCAGGCCGAACAUGGUUUAGCACCCCUAUUUCCGGUUCAUCGGCUAGAUCGGCUUGUUUCAGGACUCCUUAUCUUGGCUAGAAAUGCUACAAAGGCUGACCUUUUUAGGCAAGAGAUUGAAGCUGGCAAGGUACAGAAACAUUAUGUUGCAAAGGUUGUUGGGGUAUUUCCUGAGGACGAGCAAAUUGUUGAUGUUAACGUUAAUUACAAUGCUCGAGAAGGAAGGAGCACUGCAGAGGUGGGUAACUCUUGUGAUGGUUCUCCCAUCAAGGGAAAGGCAGCUUGUACAAAUUUUACAAGGAUAGGUACGGAUGGAAUUCACAGCAUUGUUUUGUGUAAACCGAUCACUGGCCGAACUCAUCAAAUCCGUGUCCAUUUGCAAUACACAGGCCAUCCUAUAGCCAAUGACGUUCUUUAUCUAUCUGAAAAUAUUACCAAUCGGUCUAGUGAAGGAAUGAAUGCUGAUAGAGCUGCUCGUAGUCCAAGCAAUUGUCUUGUGCCUGAAAAUAAUGGUUCUGAUAAGUAUGUAGAGAAUGUUGAAGAAGAUUUUGACAUUGAUCCUGUGUGCACCAACUGUCCAAAUUUAGCUCCAAAAGGAUAUGAUGGUCAUGAAGAGGGUUUAUGGCUACAUUGUGUGCAAUAUUCUGGGCCUGGAUGGGUUUAUGAAUGUCCAUAUCCAGAGUGGGCGGUUCUCACCUAA